Molecule: messenger RNA, 2890 nt
Organism: Eurypyga helias (sunbittern)
Lineage: Eukaryota; Metazoa; Chordata; Aves; Eurypygiformes; Eurypygidae
Gene: EMC1
Product: ER membrane protein complex subunit 1
Exons: 22
Biological process (GO): protein folding in endoplasmic reticulum
Cellular component (GO): EMC complex
Molecular function (GO): protein binding
Source: RefSeq, a predicted model, not a curated record
GAGACAGCAGUACGUGGGGAAGCUCAAGUUCGCCUCCUUGGAGGCGUCACAGGGUUCGAAAAAGCUCAUCGUGGCCACUGAGAAGAACGUCGUGGCUGCCUUGAACUCCAGGAGUGGGGAAAUCUUGUGGCGCCAUGUAGACAAGGGGACCCCCGAAGGAGCAAUAGAUGCCAUGCUGAUCCACGGGCAGGAUGCCAUCACAGUGUCCAAUGCUGGACGUAUUCUGCGUUCCUGGGAGACCAACAUCGGGGGGUUGAACUGGGAGACAUCACUUGACACUGGCAGGGGGGGUGCUUUUUUCCAGAUGGCUAGUUUGGUGGGGCUACAGGACGUGGUGAAAUAUGUGGCAGUCCUGAAGAAGGCAGCCAUCUCUCUUCACUACCUUUCCAACGGGCACCAGAAAUGGGUGGAACACCUACCAGAAAGUGAGAGUACUGAGUACCAGUUGUUGUAUUCCCAUGGGACUGGAGUGAUCCACGUGCUUGGAAUCGUUCCCCAGAGCCACUUGAACGUUUUAACGUUCAGCGUAGAAGAUGGAGAAAUUACAAAACAGAUGAGAGUAGCAGCCCCGUGGCUGAAGAGCUUAAUCGGCGUGUGCAGCAUGGUGGGGGAGGCAGUGCUGGUGUGCAUGGACAUGGACACGCAUUCGCUCUACGUGUGCUCCUUAGAGACGGAGCAGGAGAUGAAGCAGAUCCCGCUGCAGUCACUUGACCUGGAGUUUGCUGAUGGCUUCCAGCCCAGGAUCUUGGCCACCCAGCCCAACGUAAUCAGUGCUUCACGGACCCAGUUUUUCCUGCAGCUGUCUCCAAGCCACUUCUCUUUGCUGCAGUACAAACAUGGGCUGCUCAGCCACCUUCGGGACUUCCAGCAGGCAGCUCUGGUGAGUUUUGCAACAACUGGGGAGAAGACUGUGGCUGCUGUCCUGACCUGCAGGAGUGAACUGAAGUCUGGAAGUUCUGAUGGCCUUCACGCUGGAAGUACUCUGGAGAAUUCCCGGACACAGGACUCCUUAACCUGUUCCAAUCAGACCUACAAUAUUAACCUCUACCUGGUUGAAACUGGACAAAGAUUGUUGGAUACCACAAUUACCUUUAACCUGGAGCAGAGUGGUGCCAAGCCGCAGCAGCUAUACAUCCAAGUUUUCCUGAAGAAGGAUGACUCUGUGGGCUAUCGAGCCUUGGUGCAAACAGAAGAUCACAUGCUGAUGUUUCUCCAGCAGCCAGGAAAAGUUGUAUGGAGUCGAGAGGAGUCACUAGCAGAAGUGGUAAGCUUGGAGAUGGUGGAUCUACCUCUGACAGGCGCACAGGCUGAGUUGGAGGGAGAAUUUGGAAAGAAAGCAGAUGGUUUGCUGGGGAUGUUUCUGAAGCGUCUGUCCUCCCAGCUUAUCCUGCUGCAAGCCUGGACCGCUCAUCUCUGGAAGAUGUUCUAUGACGCCAGGAAACCCCGGAGCCAGAUUAAAAAUGAGAUUAACAUUGACAAUUUGGCCAGAGAUGAAUUCAACCUCCAGAAAAUGAUGGUGAUGGUUACUGCUUCGGGAAAGCUUUUUGGUAUUGAAAGCAGCUCUGGCACCAUCCUGUGGAAGCAGUAUCUCAGGAACGUGAGACCAGGCUGCUCCUUCAAGCUGAUGGUCCAAAGAACAACAGCCCAUUUCCCGCACCCUCCACAAUGUACCUUGCUUGUUAAGGACAAGGAAACCAAGAUGAGUUUUCUGUAUGUCUUUAACCCCAUCUUUGGGAAGAGAAGUCAAGUAGCUCCCCCUGUUUUGAAGCGUCCAGUUCUUCAGACUUUGCUUCUGCCUAUUAUGGAUCAAGACUACGCCAAAGUACUGCUCUUGAUCGAUGAUGAGUACAAGGUUACAGCUUUCCCAGCAACCAAAAAUGUUCUUCGGCAGUUAGAAGAAAUAGCCCAUUCUAUCUUCUUUUAUCUAGUGGAUGCUGAGCAGGGAAAACUCUCCGGAUUCAGGCUGAAAAAGGACCUGACCACAGAGGAGAUCUGGGAGGUGAUCAUACCCACCGAGGUACAGAGGAUAGUGACUGUGAAAGGGAAGAGGUCCAAUGAGCACGUGCACUCCCAGGGCCGUGUGAUGGGAGACCGCAGUGUUCUCUAUAAGUCCUUGAAUCCAAACCUGCUUGCUGUGGUGACAGAGAGCACGGAUACGCAUCACGAGCGCACGUUCAUUGGAAUAUAUCUGAUUGAUGGCGUCACAGGCAGGAUCAUCCACUCGUUGGUACAGAAGAAAGCGAAGGGACCAGUCCACAUUGUCCAUUCAGAGAACUGGGUGGUGUACCAGUACUGGAACACGAAGGCACGUCGGAAUGAGUUCACUGUGCUGGAGCUCUACGAGGGGACAGAGCAAUACAAUGCCACAGCCUUCAGCUCACUUGACCGCCCAAUUUUACCUCAGGUCCUCCAGCAGUCUUACAUCUUCCCGUCUGCCAUCAGUGCCAUGGAGGCCACCAUCACCGAGCGAGGCAUCACCAGCCGUCACUUGCUCAUUGGGCUUCCCUCUGGGGCCAUCCUCUCCCUUCCAAAGGCUCUGCUGGAUCCUCGCCGCCCAGAGAUCCCUACGGAGCCUUUCAGAGAAGAGAACCUGAUUCCAUACUCCCCUGAUGUGCAGAUCCACGCCGAGAGGUUUAUCAACUACAAUCAAACCAUAUCCCGAAUGACAGGGAUUUAUACAGCCCCCUCCGGCCUGGAGUCGACUUGUCUGGUUGUUGCAUACGGCUUGGACAUCUACCAGACCCGAGUGUACCCGUCGAAGCAGUUUGAUGUCCUGAAAGACGACUACGACUACGUGCUCAUAAGCAGCGUCCUCUUUGGGCUGGUUUUUGCUACUAUGAUCACCAAGAGACUUGCUCAGGUGAAGCGGCUGAACCGGGCCUGGCGGUAA